AUGGAGACUCUCAAAGCGGUCUUUUUCGGUCCUGAUCCUCAGACGCAGAUGAGGAAAUGUAAUCAGCUCAUCCGUGCCAAUACCCGUCAAUUAGAUCGUGACAUUGCACAACUGAAGACCCUGGAAAGCAAGACACGGCAGUACAUAAUGAACUCAUCGCGGCGGGCCCAGCGAAAUCCCUCUCAGGCUAAGCAGGCCAAUACAGAGGCCAAGACGUUUGCGCGAGAGCUUGUGCGGAUUCGAAAACAGUCCACCCGCUUACACACCAGUCGCGCACAACUGCAAAGCGUCCAGAUGCAGGUCAACGAGGCGUUUUCGGUCCGGAAGAUCCAGGGCAGCUUGAAGAAAUCGACGGGCAUCAUGAAGGAUGUAAAUACAUUGGUUCGGAUGCCAGAGCUGACGGCCACGAUGCGUCAGCUCUCAACGGAAUUGGUGCGGGCCGGAAUCAUCGAGGAAAUGGUCGAUGAUGCGAUCCCCAACAAUGAGCUGCUGGAAGAAGAGGAAGAAGAAGCCGACGAGGAAGUCGACAAGGUUCUGCAGGAGAUCUUGCAUGGCAAACUGUCCCAGGUUGAAGGCGUCCAGCCAGAGAAGCCAUUGGAGGAAGCCCCGGAACCGGAGGACGAGUUCGUGGAUCCAGAAGCGACGCUGGAGCAGAUGAGGGGGCGACUGGAGGCGUUGAAGAGCUGA
Messenger RNA from Aspergillus sclerotioniger CBS 115572, 687 nucleotides. RefSeq names its product ESCRT-III subunit protein VPS24. The record is from RefSeq and is a predicted model, not a curated record. Gene Ontology annotation, biological process: late endosome to vacuole transport; protein transport; endosome transport via multivesicular body sorting pathway. The transcript has 2 exons. Bases 1 to 687 code for a protein of 228 amino acids. Lineage: Eukaryota; Fungi; Ascomycota; Eurotiomycetes; Eurotiales; Aspergillaceae. Gene Ontology annotation, cellular component: multivesicular body; ESCRT III complex.